UGGUGCAAGUCAAAUGACUCUUGGGAAGAAGAGAGGAUACUUCUUAUUCAGAAUUUCAAAGAUGAAUAGGAAUUUGGCAGAGCUUGGUGUCAGAAUGGGCUCCCUCAGCACAGCAAACGUUGAAUUUUGUCUUGAUGUGUUCAAGGAGCUGAGCAGUAACAACGUAGGAGACAAUGUCUUCUUUUCUCCACUGAGUCUGCUCUCUGCGCUAAGCAUGCUCCUCCUUGGUGCCAGAGGGAACAGCGCAGACCAAAUAGAAAAGGUGCUUCACUACAAUCAUAUUGCAGAAUUCUUGAAAUCAGAGUUCAGGGACUCAGCUGAGUGCAGUCAAGCGGGAAGGCCGCAUUCCGAGUUUGGACUCCUCCUCUCUCAAAUCAACCAGUCGGGCACUAACUACACCCUCAGCAUUGCCAACCRACUCUAUGGGACAAAGGCAAUGGAAUUCCAUCAGCAAUAUUUAAGCUGUUCUGAGAAGCUGUACCAAGCCGGCCUACAGACUGUUGAUUUUGAACAGUCCACAGAAGAAGCGAGAAACACCAUUAAUGCUUGGGUUGAAAAUAAAACUAAUGGAAAAAUUAAAAACCUCUUUGGAAAGGGCUCAAUUGACCCUUCCUCUGUAAUGGUCCUGGUGAGCGCCAUAUAUUUCAAAGGACAAUGGCAAAAUAAAUUUCAGGAAAGAGAGACUGUUAAAACCCCCUUUCAGCUAAGUGAGGAUAAAAGUGUCAUUGUGGAAAUGAUGUAUCAAACUGGAACAUUUAAGUUGGCCUCCAUCAAGAAGCCACAGAUGCAGGUCCUUGAGCUGCCCUAUGCCGGCAACAAACUGAGCAUGAUCAUCCUGCUUCCAGUGGGUACAGCUAACCUAGAACAGAUAGAAAAGGAGCUGAAUGGCAGGAUGUUCCAGGAGUGGACCAGCUCUGCUAACAUGAUGGAAAGAGACGUGGAAGUUCACAUCCCCCGAUUCAAGCUCGAAAUCAAGUAUGAGCUGAACUCCCUGCUCAAAUCCCUAGGGAUGACCAACAUCUUCAACCAGGCCAAAGCUGAUCUCUCUGGGAUGUCACCAGACAGACGCCUCUACUUAUCCAAAGUCAUCCACAAGUCCUACGUGGAUGUCAACGAAGAGGGCACGGAGGCAGCGGCAGCCUCUGGGGAAAGCAUUGCUGUGAAAAGACUCCCCAUCCGAGAUCAGUUUGUGGCAAAUCGUCCCUUCCUGUUCUUCAUAAAGGAAAUUUGUACCAAUAUGAUUCUCUUCGGGGGCAAGCUUGCCUCUCCAUAAAUAGAGGGGCUGGAUGAGGCUCAGGGACACAGAGGAGGUGUCGGGGCAAACAGGUGACUGCAUCUGCACCUCACAUUCCUCUGUGCCUCAGUUUGCUGUUCUGUAAAAUAGGUCUAGGAUCUUUUCUAGCUCAUUCCUGAGUUGGCGAAACUAAGGCUGUGGUCACCAUGGAAGAAAAAACGUUUACACAAAAGUUUUCUGGCUUUUGUUGUUGUUGUUGUUGUUUUUUGAAUCUUUGGAGCCUUGUGUGAGUACUACCCAGGUGAUAUGAUCAGUCAAUGAGAAAACAGUUAAAAGCUUAGAUUCUCUUGACUUGUUUAUACUGGUAAGAUUGUGAAUAAGUGACUGCUUUGCCUUUAGAAAAAUAGUUUAAGGGCUUCUACUUUGGAUGGAUUUUUAAAUGUUAUAAUUUUCCUUGCUGUUUAAAGAUAACAUUGUAAGUUUCAGUUCAGAAUUCUGUAUUGACCAUAAUAAAUGCAUGAAAUGCCUUAA
Molecule: messenger RNA, 1765 nt
Organism: Marmota flaviventris (yellow-bellied marmot)
Lineage: Eukaryota; Metazoa; Chordata; Mammalia; Rodentia; Sciuridae
Gene: Serpinb11
Product: serpin family B member 11
Biological process (GO): negative regulation of endopeptidase activity
Molecular function (GO): serine-type endopeptidase inhibitor activity
Source: RefSeq, a predicted model, not a curated record